Messenger RNA from Oppiella nova, 354 nucleotides. The record is from the annotation of a GenBank genome assembly. NCBI's taxonomy places the organism in Eukaryota, Metazoa, Arthropoda, Arachnida, Sarcoptiformes, Oppiidae.
AUGAAUUUACAAUUAGAGACAAUUGAACGCAUCUGUUAUACAUCACCGGAUAAGACACGGUUGGGAUUAACCGAUUGCGAUGUCAUCCUUUGUAAUAUAGAUUUAGACAACUCUUUGGUCGCCAUUCUCAGGGAUGCCUUCACUACAAAAGUCUAUACAAAUGGCAAAUCCGUAAAAAAAAUGAAAUUUCACUCAUCAUUAGCGCCGUUCAAAGUAGGCAUCGCUUUCAGAGAUAAUGUUAUAAUAAACGAGGCUUUAAUGGAUUUAACCAAUCAUUUAAUACAAUCGCUGAGACUCUUUGACAUACCUGUGCUGCCGUUUACGCCAAACAAAUUGGUUUCAAUCGAGCAGUGA